Molecule: messenger RNA, 2050 nt
Organism: Trichomycterus rosablanca
Lineage: Eukaryota; Metazoa; Chordata; Actinopteri; Siluriformes; Trichomycteridae
Gene: ctdspl2a
Product: CTD (carboxy-terminal domain, RNA polymerase II, polypeptide A) small phosphatase like 2a
Exons: 13
Coding region: 185-1597 (470 amino acids)
Molecular function (GO): phosphoprotein phosphatase activity
Source: RefSeq, a predicted model, not a curated record
GGGAAAUGGCGUCCCAAGAAGCAGUAAGAGAGCUAUGUGUUGCUCCGUGACUCAUACUGGAUAGACGCGUAAAGGACAGAGACUUUUAACCUGAUAAAGUCUCCUCCGUCGUGGCUCUAUCCACAACCAGUCCAGGACUGUACUGGUGCGACGCUUUGCAUUCUUACAUGUGACUUUUGGGACAAUGAGGCUGAGAGUGCGCAAAGCAUCUCAGCAGCCGAGUGAAAUCCCACCUGUCCGGACUGCCAAGACCAAGAGGAAGCACUCCGAAGUGGAGCCAACAAGGUCUUCAGGAGGAGCCAAGAUGCAGAAGAAUGACACCGGCAUCUUUUCCACAAUUAAGAGAUUUAUUAGAGGGAAUGCUGUCAAGGUGGAUCAGUGUAACCCUGCUAAGAGGAGCCGUGUUGACUGCGACUCUGACAGUAACUUGAUCACAUCCACCCCACCCGUUGGGAACCUGUCCAGCAAAGCCAACCCUAGAACUCGCAGGAAAGGUCCUGCCAAUGGAGACACCAUGGCAUGUCCGAGUAAACUGGUGAAGCCAAAUGGGAAGUUGGAGGCACAGACCGAAGUAGCCAACAGUCCCCCACGUACCACAUUGCUAGGAACCAUCUUCUCUCCAGUUUUCAAUUUCUUCUCACCAGCCAACAAAAAUGCUACAUCAGUCUCAGACUCACCUGGCCAGGCAGUCGAAGCAGAAGAAAUUGUGAAGGAACUGGACAUGGAGCAGCUGGAAGAGACCCCAACUAGCACUACAACCGACAGUAGCAGAGACAUCAACUUCGACCCAGCACUAAAUACAAGACCUCUAAUGCCUGCAGUUGCAGCUGAGGAGGAGGGUGAGAUUGUCACUGAGGCUGACAUGCCACCUUUGACAGCUGUUGGAUCUAACAACAAUUACCCUGAAGCCCCGACCUCAACCCCAUCGGAGGGGACAUAUGAGGAAGACUGGGAGGUCUUUGAUCCCUAUUUCUUUAUUAAACAUGUACCACCACUGACUGAGGAGCAGCUUACUCGUAAGCCAGCACUUCCACUGAAGACCAGAAGUACUCCAGAGUUCUCGCUGGUUUUAGACUUGGAUGAGACAUUGGUCCACUGCAGUUUAAAUGAGCUGGAGGAUGCAGCCUUGACCUUCCCUGUUCUUUUCCAAGAUGUAAUUUACCAGGUAUAUGUCCGGUUGCGGCCAUUCUUCAGGGAGUUCUUGGAGCGCAUGUCUCAAAUUUAUGAGAUUAUUCUAUUUACUGCUUCCAAGAAGGUUUACGCUGACAAGUUGCUGAACAUUCUGGAUCCUAAGAAACAAUUAGUUAGACACAGGUUGUUUCGUGAGCACUGUGUGUGUGUGCAAGGAAACUACAUCAAAGACCUGAACAUUCUUGGUAGGGAUCUGUCCAAGACCAUCAUAAUUGACAACUCACCGCAAGCCUUUGCUUACCAGCUAUCUAAUGGAAUCCCCAUUGAAAGUUGGUUUGUGGACAAGAAUGACAACGAGCUCCUGAAGCUUGUUCCGUUUUUGGAGAAGCUGGUGGAAUUGAAUGAGGAUGUUCGGCCCCAUGUAAGAGAGAAGUUUCGCUUGCAUGACCUUUUACCCCCGGAUUAAGGCCAUUGAAACUUGGAAAACAACCGGACUGUUUUAAUACAUUGAAAUUUUCAAUAGGGGACAGAAAUAUACACAACUAUGAACUCGUGAGAAUUUGAACUACCGAUUUUCUCUUUUACAGACCAUGUUUUAUGUGGGUAUGGGUGGGUUAUCAACAAAGGUUUUAAAGAAAUGACUUAAGUAUGCACACAUUUUAUAAAUUUUAAUUGAAAUGCAAUUGAAGGAAAGAGCUUUGCUCGGCCUGGCUGCAAAUAUUUAUAAGGGGUGGUAUACAGAGGAGACUCUCUUCCUUUUUGCUCAAAUUGGACUUUAUUUUAAAGUGCUGUGGAGAAGAGGACUGAUGUCACUCCUUUCGGUGCUCAAUGGGACACUCUACCCUUACUAGCCAUCAGUUUUUCCACCAAAAUGGCCAGUUAAUUAAGGAUUCAUUAAAAAAAAAAAGAAAAAAAAAAA